Penicillium verhagenii is the source of this 945-nucleotide messenger RNA. RefSeq names its product zinc metalloprotease. Bases 1 to 945 code for a protein of 314 amino acids. The transcript has 2 exons. The record is from RefSeq and is a predicted model, not a curated record. NCBI's taxonomy places the organism in Eukaryota, Fungi, Ascomycota, Eurotiomycetes, Eurotiales, Aspergillaceae. Gene Ontology annotation, molecular function: metallopeptidase activity.
AUGGUCUGUCACUCUUUUAUGCCAAUCGUGCUUCUUGCCAUAAUCAUUUUCCUGCAGCGGGCCCAGUCUAGCCCCCUUGUGUUCCAGAAACGCGGCAUCUGCGCCACUGAGGAUCCAGAUGCAUCUUUCCUGCACGCCCUCCAAAAAGUCAAGAUUGAUGAGGUUCAUCCAGGCCCCACAGCGUCACAGGCUCGACAGGCCCCAAUAGAAAUCGAGACCUGGUUUCAUAUCGUUAGCAGCCAUGCUGAAGUAGACCAGGUUACAGAUUAUAUGAUUAACUCCCAGCUUUCCAUUCUUCGCGACGCAUAUGAAGAUGCUGCCAUCCAAUAUCGCUUAGCGGGUGUCACUCGUCAUGUAAAUGAUCUCUGGGCACAGGAUGGCGAUGACUUGGCCAUGAAGCAGUCCAUCCGGAAAGGCAGUUACCGAACCCUGAAUGUUUAUUUCCAAACCGAUCUACAGGCAUCCCCUGGACAAGCUGGACGGACUGAGCCUCGUGCGGCCUCUCAGCUGAACGAUUUGUCUUCCAGUGUGCUGGGCUUUUGUACCUUGCCUGAUCCAAGUGUGAACGCUAGCAGUCCCCGGGCAGAUUAUGUCAAGGAUGGCUGCAAUAUCCUUGCUAAGACAAUGCCUGGUGGUUCUUUGGAUCUGUAUAACCGCGGAGGGACUGCGAUCCACGAAAUUGGACACUGGAAUGGUCUACUGCACACUUUCCAGGGAGAAUCCUGCUCUGCAAGCAAUCCCGGGGAUUAUAUUUCCGACACUCCACAGCAAUCAACCCCUACAGACGGAUGUCCUAGUCAGAAAGACUCAUGCCCCGAUUCUCCCGGGCUUGAUGCUGUCCACAACUUCAUGGACUACUCAUCCGAUGUUUGUUAUGACACUUUCAGCCCAGGCCAGAUGAACCGAAUGCGGAACAUGUGGGCCACCAUGCGUCAAGGCAAAUAG